Messenger RNA from Stylonychia lemnae, 516 nucleotides. Lineage: Eukaryota; Ciliophora; Spirotrichea; Sporadotrichida; Oxytrichidae. The record is from the annotation of a GenBank genome assembly.
AUGAACAAAAGCCUGAUCACACUUUUGAUAAUAAUUGGAACUCUGAAUUCGAUUAAAUGUUCAAACAUUAAUGCAGUUGAUAUUGGAGAUGAUAUUGUCCUUUUUUUAAAAGGUUUCCUAGUUGGAAGUAUUUAGCAGGAUCUUAAUGAACUUAAUAAAUGCGAUUUUAAACAUAUGGGAAUGAUCACUACUUACAAAGAAGCCUUAGAAAAAUUCAAAGGAAAGAAGUUAGACACAAUUAUUGAUGGACUCAAGUUGAUGGCUAAAUUUGUAGGUGAAUCACUUGUUGACUUGGGUCUAUGCCCAGGAGUUAGAGACUCUGUUAUGCAUUUGAGUGCCAGACUUAUGGAAUUAACUAAUCCUAUUAAUUUUGUCAGAAUUGCAGGUAAAAACGUAGUUAUCCACAGCUUUCAAAUUAUUGAUAAUGUUAAUUAAGGAGUUCAAGCUGAGAAAGAUCAUGAUCAUUUUGAAUUUGGAAGAAGAAUCGGUCUAGCAAUCGCUCUUUUGAUUAAUUGA